Lytechinus variegatus (green sea urchin) is the source of this 1357-nucleotide messenger RNA. Its product is annotated as short-chain collagen C4-like. Lineage: Eukaryota; Metazoa; Echinodermata; Echinoidea; Temnopleuroida; Toxopneustidae. Bases 1 to 798 code for a protein of 265 amino acids. The record is from RefSeq and is a predicted model, not a curated record. The transcript is spliced from 4 exons.
AUGGCAGGGGUAUGGCAUAAAGGGAGAGGUAAUAAUGGCAGAGGUCCGUGUUCUCUAUGUCCAGAAGGAGCUCCCGGUCCCCGUGGACCACCUGGAGACAUUGGCCUGCCGGGAAGAGACGGUCGUGAUGGGAGGGACGCUUCGUGUAAUGGCCAACUAUCAGGAAUGCCGAGUCCUGUAGACCAAACGAACGAUGGUAGCAGUGAAAACACGAGUGGUGGUAAUACAGUAAUCAAUGUCAAUAGUAGUGGAGCUGUGUAUAUAAGAUGGGGUAGAGAUGUUUGUGUUGAUGGAUCAGAACUGGUUUAUGCUGGUACUGCAGCAGGAGCUCACUACCAACAUACUGGAAGUGGUUCUAACUAUCUGUGUAUGCCACCUGACCCAAUUUAUGAUGAACAUCAGUCUGGUGGAAGUCGUGGUCUGCUGUACUCUGCCGAAUAUCAGACCAGCAACGCCAUCGGUCGUCUCCAAGGUAUCCACGACCACACACCAAAAUGUGCAGUCUGUAGGGCGCCCUCAGGACGAUCUACCAAAUUGAUGAUCCCUGCGCGGAACGAGUGCCCUUCUGACGAGUGGCGCCUGGAGUACAGUGGUUACCUCAUGUCAGCCUAUCAUGGCCACAAACGUACUGAGUUCGUUUGUUUCGAUCAUGACAUGGAAGCAGAGCCUGGUACAGCUGGAAACGAAAAUGGGGCUCUCUUCUACAUGGUAACAGCGGCAUGUGUGGCCGGAAGUGGUCUUCCUUGUGGACCCUAUAUUGACGGUCAGGAACUCACUUGCGCUUUGUGUACGAUUUAGAAAUUGUUUAGAUCGAGUGAUAAUAUAGUGCGUACGUUGAAUUAUAUCUGUGUAGUGUAGCUCGUCUAUUGAAACAUGCAGUCGAAAAAAACAAUUCCCGAAGGAAUAUGUCAAAUUCGAAGUAGCUAGUACUUAUAUAGUUGCACCCACUGUUUCUUUCCAAGUGUGCCAUUGACAGAUAAUUUUCAGAAACCUUGACGUAUUGGGGUUGGAGGAUAGUGCCCAUCCCCCCAAAAAACCGCAAGCCCCUGACUUCCUUCAGUGUUCUCAAUUGCAAAUUUUAGCUAGUACUUAAAGAAAACAUCCUCAGGCUUGGCCUUUUUUUGCCUCGCAUAAUUUUUUUUUCUUUCUAAUUUCAUAAUUAUCAUUAGCUCACAUAAUGCUUGCCUCAAAGGAAAAUCAUUGCAUACAGUUAUGUAACCAUCAUUAACAAAGAUGAUUACAGAUUGAGAUAUAGGAAUCAUUAUUCAGUGACACGACAUUUUCUCCUGCGACAUUUGCUCCGAUCUUAAUAUCUUAGAGGGGGUCGGAUUGUAAUAGAGUUUUUGGUUCAGAAUAC